Messenger RNA from Sardina pilchardus (European sardine), 4877 nucleotides. It is a transcript of the gene rab11fip4a, whose product is annotated as RAB11 family interacting protein 4 (class II) a. Lineage: Eukaryota; Metazoa; Chordata; Actinopteri; Clupeiformes; Clupeidae. Gene Ontology annotation, molecular function: calcium ion binding. The coding region runs from base 344 to 1963 and encodes 539 amino acids. Gene Ontology annotation, biological process: endocytic recycling; regulation of cytokinesis. Gene Ontology annotation, cellular component: midbody; endocytic vesicle; cleavage furrow. The transcript is spliced from 13 exons. The record is from RefSeq and is a predicted model, not a curated record.
UGUAGGUGCAUGCUUGCGCAUGCUGUUCCAAACGAGUAAGACUGUGUGACGGUGCGCGUGUUUGAGUGUCCGAGAGUGCGAAGGAUUAAGCUCGUCUAGCCCGUGAGGAUCGCUCCCACUCUCUCUCUCUCUCUCAUUCAUUCUCACUCACUCACUCUCUCUCUGUCUACCGUGUGGAUUCCUGCUUCCAAUCUCACUGGGAUAUACGGAGAGCAGUGCGGAAUACUGACACAGACGCUGCUGCCGCUGCCGCCGCUGACAUCUUCCUCUCCGACCCUCACCUGUUGGACUGGACUAGCGGGUCUAGGGCAGUAUACCGGCGCUUCGGAAGACUGGACCGUGGAUGUCGGUGGCCAACGGAGGACUGGCCGUUCUAGCCCCCUGUGGCAGAGGCGAUGGCUCGGCGCUAACCGCGUUCGACAGGCAUGGUGAGCAGGGUCUGGGAGCUCCCAUCAUCAUGUGCACGCGCCCCUACCCCGAGUGUCAGCUCUACCCGCAGGAGGACGGCCUGGGAGGGCGCGAUUCCCACGAGUCUGACAUGGACAGCGCCGCCGACAGCGGCGCCGGCUCGGAAUCCUCCGACGGCGGUCGCCACGAUGACAAGGACGAAGGGCUAGGGGGUCUCUUCCUGCCGGCUAAGAACUCUGGUCAGCUGAUCCCGUCGGCGUCUGCGUCCGUCAUCUCCACCGAGGAGCAGUUCGAGGACUAUGGCGAGGGCGAGGACGUGGACUUCACUCCCAGCAGCCCCUGCCCUGACGACGAGACGCGCACCAACGGCUUCUCGGACCUCGGCUCCUCGCUACCCUCCAGUGCGGGUCAGACCCCUCAGAAGAUCCGGCACUUGUACAACAGCGAGCUUCUGGACGUCUACUGCUCCCAGUGCUGCAAGAAGGUCAACCUGCUCAACGACCUGGAGGCCAGACUGAAGAACCUCAAGGCAAACAGCCCCAACAGAAAGAUAUCCAGCACAGCAUUUGGACGGCAACUCUUCCACCACAGUAACUUCAGCAGCAGCCACGGCAGCACAGAGGACCUGUUCAGAGACAGUAUCGACUCCUGUGACGUGGACAUCACAGAGAAGGUGAGCUACCUGGAGAAGAAGGUAUCGGAGCUGGAGAACGACACCUUGGCCAACGGGGACCUCAAGUCCAAACUCAAGCAUGAGAAUACACAGCUGGUACACAGGGUCCAUGAGCUGGAGGAGCAGAUUAAAGACCAGGAGACUCGGUCCGAUCAGAUCCUGGAGGAGGAGCUGAAAAGACACAGGGAGGCUUACAGCAAGAUAGAGAGAGACAAGAGCCAUGAGAUAGAACUGCUCGGCAACAGAGUGCUACAAUUAGAAGAUGAGAAUGGAGAAAUGAAACUGAAUGUCUGCAGACUGAAAUCCCAAUCAGAAAAACUGGAUCAGGAGAAGCAGCGUAUGACAGACAAACUGGAAGACACCAGCUUGCGUCUGAAAGAUGAGAUGGACCUGUAUCGCAAGAUGAUGGACAAGCUGUGGCAGAACAGACAUGAGUUUCAGAAGGAGAGGGAAUCCAUGCAGGAGUUGAUAGAGGACCUGCGUCGGGAGCUGGAACACCUGCAGCUGUUUAAGCUGGAGUCGGAGCGUGGACGUGGGCGGGGCUCAGCAGCCGGCCUAUCAGAGUACAACGCCAAGACCCGGGAGAUUGAAAUGGAGCAUGAGGUCAAGCGCCUCAAACAGGAGAACCAUAAGCUCCGGGACCAGAAUGAUGACCUGAACGCCCAGAUCCUGAGCCUGAGCCUGUACGAGGCCAAGAACCUGUUCAGCUGCACCACCAAGGCCCAGUCUCUGGCCGCCGAGAUAGACAAUGCGUCCCGGGAUGAGCUUGUGGACGCACUGAAAGAACAAGAGGAGAUCAACUAUCGCCUCAGACAAUACAUGGACAAGAUCAUCCUGGCCAUCCUGGACCACAACCCCUCCAUCUUAGAGAUCAAACACUAGAUCCCUCAAAUCUGUGCCACUGUCCAGUCUCUCUCACUGGUGGACAUACAGCGCCCUCUGCAGGCUGGACACAUGAACUGUAUCACAUACUGGACUCUUAGAGAAUCUGCUGUUGUCAGUGACCACAUGGUACCUCUCAUGCCCACUUUUAAGUUCUGGCAUUUUCUUGUCUCAUCGUCAUGCAAAUCACCCAUUGGUUGAGAUGACCGUGGAGAUGGAGUUAAAGGGACUACAACUGGAAGCAUUCAUACACACACAUGACCCGAAUGUUCACUUUCCAUUUCUUUUUAACUUAUGUUGGCAUACACACUACCUCUAGGUACAUAGGUCCAGUGCUUUCACGAGUCUAUCGUGUAAUGUUUAAUGUGACCAUUAAAGAGCGUGUGAUGUGCUAGUUCUCCCUCUCUCCGUCAUGGGCGUGGCACCGUAACAAAAGGCACACAUGUUUAUGUGACAUGGAAGCUCCCAGGCAGUUUGUGGGAGAGUUAUGUAGCAUUUUAACAAGCGAGCACUGUUAGCCAUUAGCCAUAGCAUGUGUGUUGUGAUUGUGUAGUCCAAAACCACAGCUUGUGUGCAUGCGUGAGAGAGGGCCAGAGCUGUAGUCGUAUUAAAAGGCACGGGACAAUUUUACAAAGUGUCCUCUGUGGUCAGGUGAAAGACCAUGACGGGUACAUAGAUUUUUGACAUGAAAUAGUCAUAUCUGUGUCUUAGGCUCACAUAAUGUUGCAUUGUCAAUGUGAGUAAGAAGUGCAGGACUUGGAAAUUAAUAGAUAUGUGAAUUAACACAUUAAUCAGAAAAAUAAUAAGAUUAACCAGAUGGAGGUGCAGAGUAUGUCAUGUUCUUCCCCAGUAGGCUGUUCUUCUGCUUAAUUCUGGAGGUGUCAGAUUAAGUCCGUUUAAAAAUAGUCAGUAAAACACUAAUUUUUGCAACGAUUUUGUUUUGAAAUUGGCAAAUUGGCUUUUGCAAUUGGGUUGCAAUUCAUAGAAGUGGCCAAAUGUAAAGUGACUUGUCACAGACUGCCACAGUAACUUCAGAGAAUUAGUGUAGAAAAUCUGAGAAUGCACAGAGAUCACUUCUAGUAGUCACACCUGCAGAAGCACACGUGCAUCAAGUGGCCGUACAAGAACAUAGUGUUUGUACAAUGGUACAAAAUUGGAAUGGUUGAGUCAUAUACACGCAAACUAAGGAAAAUGGCAGAAUUGACUGAUGAAGAUGUACUUUAUUUUGUGGAAAAUAAUGGUUGUAAGUGUAUAGAAUGGAGAAAAGGUUUAUUUUUUCAUACAGAUCUAUAAAUAACGUUUCGAGGGUUAAGUCCAGUGUAGCGUGACGAACAUGGGGACAGGAGAUUCAGGCGUUUGUGUGGCAGAGUCAGGGAUGUGGAGAUGCGAAAUAACAGCAUGCUGGGUCUGAGUGGCCAAUCUCUUUUAGAGAGCGGGAAUGGAGUUCUGUGGCAGCAGUGCCAGGAGCUAUGCCCAUCUGGGCACCUUCUGGGUAUCUGUAUAGGCCAAGUUUAAGGUAAAAGACCCCUACCCCCACCUUCAUGCACUCUUUUGUGUCACACAUUUGAGUACCCCAGACUGAAUCGUCUCAGCUACUCUUGAAGCUAUGACUAAUGUGUGAGAUCGGCAAACUCAACGUGGGUGUAUGCAGGAGGUUAAAAAUAUGGCGGGACAGUUGGCCUGGCCCUGCGGCCCUCUCUGUGGCUGUGAAAUAUACCGUUUGACAGCCAUGGGUGACAAAGCCUACGUACUGUUUCUGCGGCCAGGUUUGGUAAAUAUACGAGCUGUACAUGAAUUGGGAAAAGGGAAGACAGCAAUGGUUUUAACACUAAAGAAAAAAAGCAAACAAACAACAAACAAACAAAAAAAAACUGAAAAACAAGUCAUUAAUUAUUCAUUAAUAGGAUUCAUAAAUGAUGCUACAUAAUCACUAUUAAGAUAAUCACUCUGUAGAAUAGAUUCUGUAGUUGUCGAGGGCAACAGCCACCCUUGGCCGUACUAAAUGAAAAUACAUAAACUGUACAUGUCAUGAAUGUAUCACGGUUCCAGAGUUACUGUCUCUCACCUUUUUGCCCUUGAUCGUAUUGGAUUUACUUAGAUCGCCUUUGAUGCUCCGUACACCACAGUAUCUUAAGCAACUGUGUAGCUAGGGAAAUACGACUAAUACUGGUGUAUUCUAUAUGGUCACAAAGCUAGUUUUGCCUUGUUGCACAAAUUGUACUGAUUUGGAUGUUGUGCAUUUUCGUUGCUUGGUCCCUUUUAAAAUGGUUUGUGUGCCUUUUUAAAUUUUAAUUGGCACGAGUCUGUGUUUGUUUUUCAUUUACUUUAUGUUUACUUUUGAUCUAAUUCAUCUGAUCAAUCAUAGGAGCUUUUUUAUAUACAGUAAUUCCUGUCUUAACUUGUCUGAGCAUUUUUCAUAAAUUGUAAAUGUUGUACAGAAACUAGUUCAUAUUUGUAUUUAUGUGUCCUUCAUCAGACCUACUAAAUGAAAAGGCUGUCUUUUAUACAGUUUUAUGAUACAAUACAGCAACAAGAUAUCAGUAGAAGUGUUGUGUGCAAAAACUAGCGUCGUAUAAGAUGUUCAUUCGACGACAUUUUAUUUGGCAAUACUUUCAGGCCCCAUCAGGGCUAUGGUCAUAACAAUGUAAUAGCAGGCGUCAAAAAAGUAUGUCAAUUCCUGGCCUUCAUUAGGCCUAUCAGAAGGUUCCUGUUUUUUUUUUUUUUUUUUAAGUUUAUUUAAUUAUGCUAAUGGUCCUCCAAAUACCAUGCAGACAUCUUGCUGCUGCCUCAAUGUGUGGAUGUCCUAUCACAAACAGCCUGAUUAGACAGCAUACAGAAGGGUAUAUUGUGUCCAAAUGGAGUGUCCUGCUAAUUGCAUUUUUGUCUGAGGCAUUGUCAAAUAAGAAGUUUACCC